AUUUUUCUGUAGAGGAUUUUUUUUUUUUUUUAAAUUACAUGAACACAAUUAUAGGUUCUAAUGGAAUUUGGGAAGAGGUUGCUAGGGAAAGUUAUUUGCAUUAAUGACUUUAUAAUCCUUUAUUAUAUUCAUUGACCAUUCGAGAACUUUGUGGUAUACUUUUUGGGCACUUAUUGUUUUGAUAAAUUUAUUUGUAUUGUAUUAGCCCAACAGCAGUUUUGUAGUUUUGUGUAUCAGCUAAGUAUCAAUGUAGCUUUCCAGGCUUCUUGAGAAAGGCCAAGCAACUCAUAAUUGGGUCUUUACUCUUUAUGCAUGCAUACAAAGUAUAUAAAUUCAUCUUUUGGGUCUUUUAAUGCAUGCAUACAAAGUAUAUAAUAAAUUCACUUUUUGUCCAUUGUCUUCAACUGUUGCAGGGAAAACUGAAAACGUGGUGGAAUGUACUCCCCAAAAACCAACCCAGCCAGUUGUGUUUGACCCUCAAGGGCUUCUGCAUAUAUACAGGUUGGGUAGAGUCUCUGAGAAGUAAAGAUGCAAACUUUGAUGCAAUUGUGAGUUUCAGAGGUAUGUUUUGACUUCUAAUUGUGAGUUUCAGAGGUUCUGAAAAUGGUUUUCUAGCUGAUUUGCCAUUGCCAGAACGAACAUGAAAAGCUGAGGUUCAUAGAAAGCAUGGCACAGAUGCAUUCUAUGUGGAUAUCAGUGAAGAAAAAUAUCAACUGUAAAUGCAGGCUGGCAGAUGUAAUUUGCCACCUACCAAAACCAGCUAAUUGCAAAGGCAGCCACUUUCACAACUCAGAAACUGGGCUCACUCCUCAAAUCCUGUGUGCCAAGCAAUAUCUUAUAUCUACUAUGCAGAAGCAAAAACGGUUUCAUGAACUGGAGGCUGGGAACCCAUCGAGGAACAUAGUUGAGAUGAUCUUUCGAGCUGCUUCUAAAAACCCAUCAAAGCAUCCCAGGUUAAUAAAGAGAGUCAUGAGAGUGAAAAACACAAUAGAUGUCUUGGAUAGAUUUGAGAAGUACAGAGAGGCGGUGAAGAGCAGGUCUUGUGAGAUGUGCAAGAGCCACCCAAGAAGCAUGGUGGAUGGAAAUGAAUUAAUGCAAUUCUAUGGCACAACAAUGACCUGCUGUAACAAAGAGAGGACAAAAAUAUCCGACCUUUGCAAAGACCCCAAUUGCCGUGUUUGUAGGCUAAUUCAAUCUGGUUUCAACACUUCAUACAACAAGAAAAAUGGGAUCCGGCUCAGUACAAACAGCGAUACCCUCUGUGAGGAUACAACCGUAAUCUCUAACAGGAACAAAGCCAAGAGGGCAGUGAUAGUUUGCCGCACCAUUGCUGGCAUAGUAGAGAAGGAUCAAAACUUGCUCGAAGAAGAUGGACUGGAUACAAAGCUAGAAUAUUUAACUGUAAAAGACCCUAGUGCUGUACUCCCGUGUUUUGUUAUAGUUUUCUGCUGACUAUCCUUGUAUAACCAUUCAAACC
Messenger RNA from Ipomoea nil (Japanese morning glory), 1477 nucleotides. RefSeq lists its product as uncharacterized. The transcript has 2 exons. Lineage: Eukaryota; Viridiplantae; Streptophyta; Magnoliopsida; Solanales; Convolvulaceae. The record is from RefSeq and is a predicted model, not a curated record. The coding region runs from base 667 to 1452 and encodes 261 amino acids.